Trichoplax adhaerens is the source of this 475-nucleotide messenger RNA. RefSeq lists its product as hypothetical. Gene Ontology annotation, molecular function: structural constituent of ribosome. The coding region runs from base 57 to 425 and encodes 122 amino acids. NCBI's taxonomy places the organism in Eukaryota, Metazoa, Placozoa, Uniplacotomia, Trichoplacea, Trichoplacidae. Gene Ontology annotation, biological process: cytoplasmic translation. The transcript is spliced from 5 exons. Gene Ontology annotation, cellular component: cytosolic large ribosomal subunit; ribosome. The record is from RefSeq and is a predicted model, not a curated record.
CCCUUACUGUACUUGUUUUCUAUUGGAAGCGUGUCGGCCAUCUUAAAAAGGUAUCUAUGACGCCAAAAGCCAACAAGAAGAGCCGUUCGGCCAUUGACGAAAUCGUUUCUAGGGAAUAUACCGUUCAUUUGCAUAAGCGCCUGCAUGGAGUAGGUUUUAAGAAACGAGCACCCCGUGCUAUCAAAGAACUUAAGAAAUUUGCUAUAAAAGCCAUGGGAACUACCGAUGUUCGAGUUGACUCUGGUUUAAACAAGCAUAUUUGGAGUAAAGGCAUUAGAAAUGUUCCCUUCAGAGUACGCGUUUGUUUAUCAAGAAAAAGAAACGAAGACGAAGAUGCUGCCAACAAGUUAUACACUCUAGUGACUCAUGUACCGGUGGAAUCAUUUAAGGGUCUACAGACUGUGAAUGUUGAUGCCGAAUCUUAAUGCACAAUUGUUUAAUAGAAAUUUGUAGUAAAUAAACGCUCUUAAACCUU